GUGUGACGACGUCCCAACAAUGAGCAAAAUGGGUAGGCGAGCAGCCUUCUCCACAUCAAACACAUCGCAGACCUCACCUGUGACACCAGAUGCACUAGCCGCCCUGUCCAAGGAGCACGACCCUGCUGUUGCUGAGGGUGGACAACCACACCACUCCCUUCACACAUAUCACGAUCUAAUAACGAUGUCGUUCGGGAAUGGUGCAACUGGCCGUAGUAUCACUGUUUCGGGGCCCGAGAAAGACCUGUUCCAGCAUUCAGAUCUCUCCGCGGACGAAUGGUGGAGGGGUGCUGCAGGCUGCUGCAAGUCUCGGACGCUAGCCCUGCAUCGCUACCCGACUCAAGGCACCCUAUCACUCCAUUUGGGCAACAACUCUCCGCUAUUAGGCCUGCUCGCAUAUCUCUUACCUGCUUCUUAUUCUCCCAAAAUUAUGCCCAAGUAGGUGCGUGGCGAGGCAGCUAUCUAUAAUCGAUGACCAGGCGUAUGCCUGUCUUUUCGCCACCGUCUACUCUUCUUUCAGCAUUGAUUGUCACUCCAGACCCUUCAAACUCUCUUCUUCUCUCUACUACCCAAGACGAUCGUUCUCUACUCGAACUUUGUC
This is a messenger RNA of Baudoinia panamericana UAMH 10762, 601 nucleotides long. RefSeq lists its product as uncharacterized. NCBI's taxonomy places the organism in Eukaryota, Fungi, Ascomycota, Dothideomycetes, Mycosphaerellales, Teratosphaeriaceae. The coding region runs from base 20 to 442 and encodes 140 amino acids. The transcript has a single exon. The record is from RefSeq and is a predicted model, not a curated record.